CUCUUUCUUCCCGCCCUCGUCUCCCCCCCACGCCGUGAUUCCAGCGCCGACCGACCGCCCGCACAAAACCCUAGCCACCACCCCACCGCCCCGUCCUCAUCCCCAUUCCCCACCUUCCCUCGCAUGCUCCUGGCCCCCCUCUUCUCCCGAAACCCCAGCCUCCGCUUCCUCCCCGCCGCCGUCCGCGCCGCAAUGUCGGCCUCGCCGCCGGCGGACUCCGCCCCCAGGGCGGCCGUCACCGUCGAGUACGCCAAGUCCGCGCGCUCCGCCUGCAAGGGAUGCAGCGCCGCCAUCGCCAAGGGCGCGCUCCGCCUCGGCGCCCACGCCCGCGACCCCCGCGCCGGCUACGACACCACCAAGUGGUUCCACGUCGCCUGCUUCCCCGCCUCCUCGCACCCGCUCGGCCCCCUCGACAAGGUCCCGGGCUUCCUUUGGAUUAAGGAGAGCGAGCGUGACGAGCUGCGAGCGCUUGCGGAGAAAAACGAGAGCGACGGGACUGAACUCGGUCCAUCGGAAGAGCCAAGUGCGAAGAAAGCAAAGGCGGAUCCAUCUUCGCCCAAAGCGGCGGUGGUGGCAGAAAAGGGAACCGUCUCUGUUGAGUACGCCAAGUCUGCCCGCUCCACCUGCAAGGGCUGCAACGCGAGCAUCGCCAAGGGCGCACUUCGUCUCGGCGUCGCAGCCCACGACCCCCGUGGCUGGGACAGCACCAAGUGGUACCACGUCGCCUGCUUCCCCACCUCGUCGCACCCGCUGGGUCCUGUUGAGAAGCUCAAGGGGUUUGACUCCAUUAAGGAUGAGGAUCGCGUGGAGUUACAGGAGCUAGAGAAGAAUAAUAAGAGAGACCAGGCUGCAGUCGGUCCACUGGAAGUGCCAAGUCCAAGCAAAGCAAAUCCUGAAGUGGAGGUGGCAGAAAAGAACAAUAAGAGCGACCGGACUGAACUCGGUCCAUCGGAAGAGCUAAGUGCGAAGAAAGCAAAGGCAGAUCUAUCUUCGCCUGAAGCGGUUAAGAUGGAACCCUUCAAGAUGCCUCAACAAGGAGAUAGACCGGAAAUCCCAGCCAUGAUGCCUUCUGAGCGCCGGUCCAAGGAAAGGCAUGAUUCUGCUAGCUCCAGCUACUCUAGGCGCCCCAAGCGUGGUGCCUCACGUUUCUUAACCAGCUUGUGGCAGAUGUGCAAAAAUACAAAUGAUGUUGCUCAUCAAAGCCUUGCCUUGAAUCAGGAAACUAUGAGGCGUCAAAAUGACUUCAUGGCUGCUAGAAACACCCCUGCUCCUCCUCCUGGACCUGAGAUGGAGCCUGUGUAUGCACCUACUUGGGAGAUGCCUCCCAUUGAUGAUGAGAUGCUCCAGAACUUUGAUCUCUCCAUGUACGCUCACGGUGGUCUUUCUCCUCAAUAUGCUCAGGACCCUGAUACCGAUGGAUAUGGAGAAGAUGAUGAUGAAGGCAACAAACAGUAUGAUGAGUAUGAUGAGGAUGAGGAUGAGGAUGAUGACGAGGGUGAUGAUGAUGGUGGUGAUGGUGGCUCUCCACCCCGAGGGACCGAGUUCUAUUGAUGGGUGUGCUAUCAUCCCUACUCUUUUCUUUGCAUUUUUGGUGUUUCGAUGCCAAAGGGGGAGAAGAGAGUAGAGUCUAGGAUCACGGGGUUCCUUGGUUGCACAAGCCAUGUAGAGUCUAGGAUCACGGGGUUCCUUGGUUGCACAAGCCAUGCUUGAUAUUUUAUUUGCCUCUUAUUUGGCUUGUGCUUAUUUGCUUUCUUUUUCAUUUCAAGAACCAUUUGCUACUUUUCAUAAUUCAUGUAUGGACAAGUAUUUGUAUGCUUAAUCUCUAUGUUAGGAUGAUUAUGCGUUAUGCUUAUAUACCUUGAUAU
This is a messenger RNA of Lolium perenne, 1865 nucleotides long. Its product is annotated as polynucleotide 3'-phosphatase ZDP. The record is from RefSeq and is a predicted model, not a curated record. Gene Ontology annotation, molecular function: zinc ion binding; double-stranded DNA binding; polynucleotide 3'-phosphatase activity. NCBI's taxonomy places the organism in Eukaryota, Viridiplantae, Streptophyta, Magnoliopsida, Poales, Poaceae. Gene Ontology annotation, biological process: DNA repair.